AUGGAGAAGCAGCUGCACUGGCCUGAACAUCAUCACCUCAAACAUGUCCUUAUUAACGCUCUAGCAGUCCUUCCCGAGCAAAGUUCCAAGUAUGUUAACUCUUUGGAAAUUGCUGUUCAAUACGCGAAAAAGCUGGAUGUGCAAAAGGUUCACGUAAUGGCUCGUAUAGCUGAACAGACGAAUGAGAACCGCGAAGUUUAUAUUAAGAAUAUUUGUUUGGCUUGUCAGGAAUUUAGAAAGGAAUCAAUAACUUGUCUCAUUGAACCGAUCUGUGAAGCUGCUAUUCCUGGCUACUUCAUGAAUUCUUAUCCAAAAGGUGCUAAUCGAUUUGACGCUACAAGUGUUGAAGGAAGUCAACGAGUAGAACUUAAAGAUUAUGUUGGACAUGUUCAGAUAGCUCAAGUACCAGGUCAUAUGACUGGUAUCUUCAGUGGGUACACCGUUAUGGACUUCUGA
This is a messenger RNA of Acanthocheilonema viteae, 456 nucleotides long. Lineage: Eukaryota; Metazoa; Nematoda; Chromadorea; Rhabditida; Onchocercidae. The record is from the annotation of a GenBank genome assembly.